AUGAACCCUUCUUCUCGAACCAACCGUCAUGAUAACCCUAGUCCUUCCUUAAAUGAGGUCGCCUCAACCGAGAUUCAGAACACUCACCCCACAUUAACUACUACAAUGACUGUUGCUACAUUUCAACAUCCUCACGACAACGGUUACCAUCAUAAUGAUCUUGAAAUUCAAUCCUCCCCUCUGAAUGGAAAUCACCAGCAUCCAGUUCCAGACAAUCAAUCCACUUCCUCUUGUAACCAUAGUCAUAAUUCAGAGGCUUCUUCACCACCACCUCCUUCUCAUCCAUGCUUUUUGAAUGGUCAUGAUCAAGAAGCUUUCCCAUCCCUCCAACCGCAACAAAGAGUGUUUGCCGAAGAAUUCGUGGAACCCAAUACUCCAUGUGAAACUCCUUGCACCAUUUGGCUUUCUUCAUUCACAUCCCUCUCCCAACUUUCCCUCAAUUCUUAUAUAGUUCCUCAAGUUGACUGUACAGCUAAAGAAGCAUUUGAGGAUGAAUUCAAUCGUAAAUGUAAACCCUACAAGAGCGUCAAUCACUUGAGCCGCAAUUUGACUCCAUCCUCCAACAACUCAUUCCUACAAACAACCUCCUCAUCAACAACAACUGAAACUGCCAUGACUUGUGCAAGUAUGAAGGGUGCUUCCUCUCUUUCCCUUGAUCUAUCCACUGCUCGAGUUGUUGCUAAUGUUUUGAAUAAUGCUCUCUUCAAACGAUCUGAAUUGCAACAAAAAAAGAUCCUUAAACAAAAACAUAGCACCAAAAGAGCCACAGGAGAUCAUUUGACUAAAUUGGUGAUUCCUCCUUCGAAUGUAACCAUUUUGAAUUCAUCCAAUACCACUUCCUCCUCAACAGUAAACGAUUCUACCAUUCUGAUCAAGCAAAAGAGAUAUUGA
Naegleria fowleri is the source of this 891-nucleotide messenger RNA. RefSeq lists its product as uncharacterized. The transcript has a single exon. NCBI's taxonomy places the organism in Eukaryota, Heterolobosea, Eutetramitea, Acrasida, Naegleriidae. The record is from RefSeq and is a predicted model, not a curated record. Bases 1 to 891 code for a protein of 296 amino acids.